Medioppia subpectinata is the source of this 1575-nucleotide messenger RNA. NCBI's taxonomy places the organism in Eukaryota, Metazoa, Arthropoda, Arachnida, Sarcoptiformes, Oppiidae. The record is from the annotation of a GenBank genome assembly.
AUGGUGUACCUCAUUACUAAUGAUUGGUAUCUAGACUCGAAUGUACAGUCAUUAACGUGUGGCGAUAGGGUUACGGGCAGAUGCAUAAUUGAGCUAGAUGGUGUAUUAAAAUUAUCACAGAUACUAACGACAAACGCUGCCGUCGAGUACUCUAUUAAUGGAAUGUUACGAAAGCCUCAAAGAUUCAAAAGAAAUCACCGUGUUGACAAAAUACCAUUUAUCGUGGAGGCGCCCUUUAUUUUUCCUAAACUUAUGAACAUAGAAGAGCAAAGCGGGCAUAAUUGGGCAAUGGUGGGCAUUGCUAUAAUAGCAGGGGGCUGGGGAGAUGGUAGCCGAACGAACCUAUAUACCACAUUAUUCAUAGCUGAAUUCUGGUUAAAAAUGUUUUCCGGGCCCUUUAGAUUAGCAUUACGAAAAUUACCAAGACAAAUGGGUCUGAUUGCAUAUGAUGGAACUGUUCGGGCAACUUUGUUCACAAGCGCUCGGUUAAGCAUAGUAAGACUCUAUAAGGUUGGUCCGCACAGCACAACUAAAGUGAUCAAGUUUGAUAAGUCUAUUGGUUGGCACGUCAGUCCGGGAUUAAACGGAGCGGGGAAAAUUAUGGUACCCGUUCCGAUGAAUAUACCUCUGUCUAUGGAAACGACACACAUUUCCAUCAAGUACAAAUUACGAUUCACCGAAAAAAUACCUGGUAAACCGAAUUUCCACGUAAACGUGCCCGUCAUUGUUACCAGGAAACAUUUAGUAGUAGUGAAGAAAGACUCGAAUGUACAGACAUUAACGUGUGGCGAUAGGGUUACGGGCAGAUGCAUAAUUGAGCUAGAUGGUGUAUUGAAAUUAUCACAGAUCGUGAUAAAUAUUAUCGGCUUCGAACAUGCACAAAUUAGUGAAGCUCUUGAUAGAGAAAUAGGCAAAGGUGUCCACGAAUUACCAUUUGUGCUACCGCUACCAAACGAAGGUAUUCCAUCGAGUUUUAAAGCGACUAACGCUGCCGUCGAGUACUCUAUUAAUGGAAUGUUACAUAAGCCACAAAUAUACAAAAGAAAUCACCGUGUUGACAAAAUACCAUUUAUUGUAGAGGCGCCCUUUAUUUUUCCUGAACUUAUGUUACCAAGGCAAAUGGUAAGCGAAAAGCAAAUUGGCCUGAUUGCCAAUGAUGGAAGUGUUCGGGCAACUGUACCGUCAAGUGAUAUGAUUCUAAUUGAUUUUAUGGUCAACAAUCGAACGGCACUACAGUUGUUCACAAGCGCUCGGUUAAGCCGAGUAAGACUCUAUAGGGUUGGUUCACAUAAGCAAACCAAAGUGAUCAAGUUUGAUAAGUCGAUUGGUUCGCACGUCGGUCCGGGAUUAGACGGAGCGGGAAAAAUUCUGGUACCCGUUCCGAUGGAUAUACCCUUGUCUAUGGAAGCUACACACAUUUCCAUCACGUAUGAAUUACGAUUCACCGCAAAAAUACCUGGUAAAAAGAAUUUGCACAACGUACAUGGGUUGGGUAAUCAGUUGGGUAAUCGGUUGGGUCAUCAAUUGGGUCAUCACCUUUUGGUGUUGUUGUUGGAGUUACCGUUGGUUUCAUAG